AUGAGCAUCAACGGCACUUGCCCUGACACUGAAGAUGACACCGCCUGUGCUGUCAACGUAGUUGGAUUUGUAUUUAGCCUCAUUUUGGUUCUCAACAAUGCGGCACAGAUUCCGGUCUGGUGCGUGGCCGAUUUCGAGAAGAACAACACGGCUUCCAAGUCAAUCAACUGCCUGGUAAGUAUGUCAGGGUUCUUGGCAGCCGCUCUGCAAAUCACUUUCGAUGGACUUCUCGUGAAAACCGACUGUGAAUACCUGAGAAGCAAAGAUUUCCUGGAAUUCGAUUCCUUCCAGGAGUAUUUGGAGGAUCGCAUCGAGCAGUUGAAGCCGCGAAAACUGGACUCAGGUGACUCAGGCCCAGGAAAAAACCCAGGUGAACCAGAAAAAAAUGAACCCAGAGACGCCAACAUCUCAACUCUUCCAAGUCUUCCAGCUCUCGGCACUCGUCGCCUGAACGCUGACCUCGAUGUCUUCGUGGGAGAUGGAAAUCGAGCUUUGGCCCGGGGAGUUUGUUCCUUGAUCAUCAUGCAGCUGGCGAAUGACCUGCCAUACACUGGGGUCGACAUUUGGGGAGCAGUUCUGAAUUGUGGUUCGAGGUUUGGUCGGAACAUUGCAGAUUAUAAUGAGGAUUGUGCUGCAGAUGCCUUCGGUAUCAUCAGCGACGUCGUAAACCUUGCCACCGAUUUCUUGGUUAUCCUAGCGGCUUGUAAGGAUAAGUUUCCAGAGGAGAUUCCAUGCACUGCGGACUCCACGGACAUCACAUCGAACCUCUUUGCCGUGGGGGCCUGGGGCUUUACGGUGGACCAUACAUGCAACCCCUUCCACAAGGAGCAUGUUACAGUCAACUAUGAUAUCCCCGGUAUCCCUUUCAGGUCCCUUUAA
This is a messenger RNA of Cladocopium goreaui, 879 nucleotides long. The record is from the annotation of a GenBank genome assembly. Lineage: Eukaryota; Dinophyceae; Suessiales; Symbiodiniaceae.